Molecule: messenger RNA, 837 nt
Organism: Symbiodinium pilosum
Lineage: Eukaryota; Dinophyceae; Suessiales; Symbiodiniaceae
Source: the annotation of a GenBank genome assembly
GUUGUGCAGUGGGACACCUGGGACAAGACCAGACAUUUUCCAACCAUUGAGGAGGAGCCGCUUGUGAUUGCUUUGCCUUUCGACACCUCGCUGGUGGUAAUUCCUGACUUCCUCAUAAAGUCGGAGAUUUUCGCGCUGCAGCAAGCAACACUGCCCGGCGCCCUGAACUAUGAGCAGCCCAGGCGGCAGGUGCGGAACCCUGACGGAAGCUUCACACACUUCAACGAGAGGCACAAAGAGGCCUGGCUUUGUAACGAGUACGACUAUCGAGACACACGCCGGGUUGCACCGCCCCGUGUGCAUGUUGGACAGAAGCUGUCAGGCAAAGUGGAGGAAGUGCUCCAGCGCGCUGCUGAGGCCAUCUCCGCACCUCUGAACGGCGUCAUGUGCCGAUGGGAGCCGCCAGGUGUUCACCUCAAAGAUGGGCCGCACACCUAUGCAACACAUUGCGGCUGGGGAAAAGAGACUGUCAUUGGCCUCAUGGCUGUGGGAGCCACGCGAGUGUACCAUAUCCACGGGAUCCCAUGGUAUCAUGGUCGAGGUAGGCGUGAAGUUGUUGCCUUGAACAUUCCGCUCAAGGAAGGCUUGUUGAUUGCAUUGGGCGGCCCUCUGCGCGAGAAAUGGCUCUACGCACAGCCACGCGACGAGGAGCUGCUCCCGGAGCGCGUGCAGUUCACUCUGCAGCUGCACGCAGAUGUGGAAGUACAGAAGGCCCAGCACCUUUUGGCUUCCCCACACCCGGAAGCCUUCUCGGCCUCAAGAAUAAGAGAGAAUUCUUGCAUGCUGGCACAGGCAAGCAACUUGUCUGCGCAGCAGCGUAGUUCAGAGAAAAAUUGA